Molecule: messenger RNA, 1273 nt
Organism: Guyanagaster necrorhizus
Lineage: Eukaryota; Fungi; Basidiomycota; Agaricomycetes; Agaricales; Physalacriaceae
Product: alpha/beta-hydrolase
Exons: 9
Coding region: 109-1122 (337 amino acids)
Molecular function (GO): carboxylic ester hydrolase activity
Source: RefSeq, a predicted model, not a curated record
UUACUCGAUCAGCGUGCUGCACUUGAGUGGAUUCAGCGACACAUAUCCAAGUUUGGCGGCGACCCAGACAAUGUUACCAUUUUCGGAGAAAGUGCGGGAGGUGCUAGCAUGAUAAUGCAAGUCACCGCGUACGGAGGUACAAGACCAGUUCCUUUCAAACGUGUGGUGGCACAAUCGAUAGGCUUUGGGCCUACACGAACUGAAGCAGAGGUGGAGGCCACUUUUACCUCUGCUAUCAAAUUCAUUGGAUGCUCGUCACCUGCCAAUAAUGUCAUGCCAUGUCUACGGAGUGCGUCUCUAGGAGCUAUCGUUAGUGCCAUAAACCGCAUUCCGGUCACUCAACCCUCUCAAUUCGCUCCCGUCAUCGAAGGCCCGACAGGUUUUCUUCCCGGUCUGCCAUCUCGCUUGAUCGAGUCUGGUAAUUUCAGCACCGUCGAAUUCAUCGGCGGACACUGCACAAACGAUGGGCGAACAUUUGCCGGCGGACCUCCAGAAGACUUUGUCACAGAUGCCGAUAUCAAACGUUUGGUAUUCUCUAGGUGGCCUGCUGUUUCGAAUGCCACAAUUGUGAAAGCAUUGGCGCUGUACCCUUCCCCACAGAUCUCGGGCAGUCCUUUUGCGACCCAGUACGAUCGCGCAUGGACGAUGGCUGGAGAGAUAGUUUUCACAUGCCUAGACUGGUAUAUGGCGGAAAAUUUGGCGAGCAGAGGUGUGAAAAACGUAUUUUCUUACGCGUGGGAUGCUCCUAACACUGUGCUAUAUAACGAAAACCCUUAUCUGGGUGCCAUGCACACCUCCGAUCUCUAUUAUCUAUUCUCCGGUAACACAUUCGGGAAUGCAGGAAAUACUUUUACACCUUUCAAUGCCAGUGAGGCCACACUCUCACGGGAAGCCAUCAAGUACUGGACUUCGUUUGCUAGUACAGGAGAUCCUUCAUCGGAUCAAGAUGUGCAUGUACCCCUCUGGAAGAAGUAUGUUGACUCAGACGCUCUUCGGCGGAUGGUUCUCUCCCGUGGAAAUGAUACAGUGACGGUGUCUCAGAUGGAGACAGUCCCUGGCGAUGAGAUAGCACGAUGUAGGUUUUGGAUGAGCGAGGACGUGACCACUGAGACCCGGAUAUAGCAUUUCUGUCAAAUGUCGAAUCCAUUUUGCGUUACAAUAAUGCGACAACGGCCUAUGUCGCGGACUCACAAGGGUUCAUGUGUUUGGCUUCAGCCGACCGCUUUCCCAGACUAUGCCCUUUGGGGCUUACAAUUCUCCGUUAUCCACGGUC